UGUCCAUUAUGGCGGCGGACUUUUAUUUCAUUCUUCUUUUGGUUGUGUGCUGUGUGCAUUUAUAUGUCUGCCCGUUUACCAAAGUAGAAGAAAGUUUUAAUUUGCAGGCAACUCAUGACUUACUCUACCAUGGAAUGAACAUUUCCAAGUAUGAUCAUUUAGAGUUCCCUGGUGUGGUGCCUAGGACAUUUCUUGGACCAAUUGUUGUCUCCUCCCUCGCAUAUCCUGCUGUCAUGAUCCUUAAAUUUGUUGGUUCAUCUAAAUUAUGGUCACAGUAUGUAGUACGAUUUUUUCUUGGUUUGCUUGGUCUUCUUGCCUUUUCAAAGUUCCGCAAAUCAAUCGCAACCAAGUUUGGACAGGAUAUUGGGAAGAUUAUGGUGGUACUCACUGUUACUCAGUUUCAUUUCUUGUUCUACAUUUCAAGACCAUUACCUAAUACCUUUGCACUCAUUUUAGUUCUUUUAGCAUUUCAUUACUGGCUGGAUCAACAUCACGCCAAAUUUGUUUGGAUAUCAGCUUUUGCGAUUAUCAUCUUCCGAUCAGAGUUAUGUAUUUUGCUUGGCCUGAUCCUACUGCUAGAGCUAGUUACAAAACGUCUGACUUUAGGCACUGCAUUUGUCCAUGCAGCAUCAGCAGGUGUCAGUGCUUUGGCUUUGACUGUUUCUGUGGACUCCAUAUUUUGGAGAAGGUUCCUGUGGCCUGAAGGAGAAGUCCUGUGGUAUAAUACUGUCCUCAACAAGAGUUCUAACUGGGGUACCUCACCAUUUCUUUGGUAUUUUUAUUCUGUUCUUCCCAGAUGUUUGAUGUUUGGUUUAGUCUUAGUCCCUCUGGGACUCUGGCGGAACAGGAGAACCUGGGAACUAGCUGCACCAUGUUUAGGCUUUGUGUUUAUGUAUUCAUUUCUUCCUCAUAAAGAAUUGCGGUUUAUUAUUUAUGUUGUCCCUGUGAUGAAUGCAGUGGCUGCAUGUGGUCUGAGCUUUAUACUCAAGAAUGAAUCUAAAUGGCAUCUCUUAGUCUCUGGUGUGGUCAAACUUCUGACCGUGGGGGGACUCCUAGGGAGCUCUCUAGCAACCGUUUUAGCGCUGUAUAUAUCGCAUUUUAACUACUCAGGUGGAGUGGCUCUGCAAAAGCUACAUACGCUGUUAGAGAACUACCCAGAACCUUGUCAUGUUCACAUUUCUGUCGCUGCGGCUCAGACUGGUGUUUCUCGAUUUGGAGAGAUCAAUCCAUCUUGGAGAUAUUCGAAGACAGAAGGUCUGGAAAAAGGCAGCCCGGAUAUGCUGGUUUUCUCGCAUCUUAUAACUGAACCAGAAUGUUACGAGCCGAAGGAGAGUCCGCAUUUUGUUCUAGGAGUGGUGGAGGGACUUGGUGGUAUAGAGAUGGUAGAUAGAAUAUGUAUUUUGGAGAGGAAGAACUGGAGGAAAGCCAAGACAUGAGUCUUUGAUGUUUGCGUUUUAGGCCUAAAAUAAGUAAAGAAUCAGAUUGAAAAUGCAAAAGACUAGCGGCAAAGAAUUAAUAUCAUUGCGUAGAUUGAUAAGUUUUUGAUUAAAUAUAGACUAGGCAUUGAAUUGCUCUCAAAAAGAUAAGUUCCUUAACGCUUGAAGAUAACUUACAGUAUGCAGUCGAAAAGUUGCGAUCCACAUCGGGAAUGACCACAUCUAAAGGAACAAACGGUUACUAUUCAUUACAAACAUUUUAUUCUCCAAAUCAAGAUUAAAAUAUGACAAACUGCUUUCAGCCGCGAAGAUCAAUUCUUUACUUGUUAUCUUAUCUGAGGACAAAGAAAUAAAUAAAGGUUACAAGUUAUGUAUUAAAGAAUAAAAAGUUUCG
Messenger RNA from Pocillopora verrucosa, 1830 nucleotides. Its product is annotated as dol-P-Man:Man(7)GlcNAc(2)-PP-Dol alpha-1,6-mannosyltransferase-like. Gene Ontology annotation, cellular component: endoplasmic reticulum membrane. Gene Ontology annotation, molecular function: alpha-1,6-mannosyltransferase activity. The record is from RefSeq and is a predicted model, not a curated record. NCBI's taxonomy places the organism in Eukaryota, Metazoa, Cnidaria, Anthozoa, Scleractinia, Pocilloporidae. Gene Ontology annotation, biological process: protein N-linked glycosylation.